AUGCUUGAGCUGACUGAUAUUACCGCUCGACAAUUUCGUAUACUGCUCGGUGCUGAAACAUUGGCAACUAUUUUACUACGCUCGACAAAUCGUCAAUAUCGCAACAAUGAAGAUCAACAAUCUCAAGAACGUUUUCAUGAUUUAGCAAGUCAAAGAGAUUCGAUAUUUACAGGCAAAAUUCUUAUUGAUAUGGACGCGCGUCAUAUCACUAUUGAAGCUAUACAUACACAUCCAACAACUCAUGAACAAAAGAAAAUUGUCUAUCAACAUGCCUUACUCGAUACGGAAACAAGUAUACAAGGUUUACUUGAACGUUUAACUGUCUAUGGUAAAUCACGCAAUGUUCAACUUCUGCAGUUGAUCGAUCUUAAUCUUCUAUCCGCUGAAAGUGCCUAUGAUGAAAAACAAAAAUUUGAAACGUUAAAAGAACGACUUGAUGAGUGUGCCGCAUAUCGUCGUUCAAUGAUUAUUUAUGAUUUAGAUUCAUUAAUUGGUAUUAACCGAAGUGAAGGCAAUGCUUCAACAGGUCGAACAACGAAUCUAUCAUUGAUCAACCAUAAUAUAUACACUCAUAUUAAAGAUAAAUUUCAAAAUACUUAUAUUCAAGCAGUAUCGAAUUCUGACAACGACAAUACUAUUGUUAGUGAUGAGAAAUGGUCUGUUGUAGUCAUACGCGAACCAUUCUUGUUGCAUCAGUUUCGCGAUGAUGUUAAAUUCACACUUUCAAACGAUGAAAUCGAAGAAGAAGAAGAAGAAAAUCGACGAGCUACUGAACGAAUUAAAUGCGUUCAAUGUAAUGAUUUCUAUAUUGAACAAGACAAUCGCAUGGGUGCUUGUGUACAUCAUGAUGGAUUUAUCUAUGAUAAUUAUUCUUCGAGAUUGGAAGUAUGGACUCAACGAGGGGCCAUUGAACAAUUAUUGAAAGAAGAAGCUCGAUCAAUUCAACCAUCCGCUUAUGGUAUGCAAGCAUCAGAACAAAAGGAACAUCUUGAACGUAUGAAACAACGUUUCAAAUUUAUUUGUUGUCAUCAAACAUUAUUUAUCGGAGGCAUGAUGGGGGGUUGCAAAAAGGGUAAACAUAGUUCACCAAAUGUUACAGUAGAAAAAUGGGAAGAGACUUGUCAUGAAAACGAAGACUAUCGAAAUAAACGAUUGAGUCUACUCCGAAGCCGAAUACAGUAAAUCUCUGAACACAUUAGAAGACCCGGAGUCUUCUAAUCUGUCCGAUCGUUCACGAAUUUUUAGGAGAAGUCUUCUAUUAUGUCCUUGUAAGAUCCUUGUAAUUCAGUAUUCUCAGUGUUCGUUUACGUUUCUAACCUUUUUCUAGUUAAGAUUUCGUUUCUAAUUUUAUUAAUUUAGUCUUUUAUGUUAAUGCAGCCAAAAGCACACUAUACACAUAAAAUAAAAAACACCAGUUCAUAGCACAAUUAUUCUCUAUACAUAGUACAAUAAAUCGCAUAAGAAGCGUUGUAUAUAGAACAUAAAAUGGCUAUUCUUUUUAUACGAAAUAAAUCAGUUACCAAAAAUCUUUCUGUUUCAUACAAUUAAAUAAAAAAAGUAAAUAAACUCUUUAAUUCUUUCAAAUGUCUUCUAAACUCAUUUGUUCGUGUCGAUUUUUUUGUUGAAAUAGAGGCAAUAAAUUCAGAUGGAAUUAAAUCAUGACUCUAUUCAUUUAUUUCUUUUUCAUUUAACUCGAUACAACUUGGAUGAAAAUGUGUACGGUGGUAUAUGAUUUGGUUGAAGCACAUAAUUAUCUAUUCAACUAUAACCAAGAGAUUGAAAAGCUUCUAAAAAGUUGACAGAUUUCAAUGUAUGAAUAGAAACAUUUUCGGAAAAAAAACAGUCGUCGUAGGAGGUCUUAUAUUAUAGGGGGGUCUUCUAAUGUGUUAGGAGGUUUGAUUAAUGAUGGAUCGGCAUACCGUAAAACAUGAUAUUUUAUGAAUGUUAAAGUAAAAGUGAAGAAAAGUGAACUACCUUUACCAGAAACGAUGAUAGACAUGUCACGAAUUUCCACGGAAGAGUGUAGAAGGUACAGCGUGCUUCAUAUUUUUAUCACAUACAGUGAAUGUCUAAAAUAGCAUGUACAUUUUUAUUUUAUUUAAUAUUUUUCAAGUUUUUUUUUAAUUUUAAUUUUGAACUCAAAAGCCAUAAUUAAUUGCUAUAUUAUUUUAACUCAUCAAAAUGUCGAAAUCUGCAAAGUUAAACCUUGGUCAACGAAUGAAAAUAAUUACAACAGAUAUACAAAUUGAAAACUCAGGACAAAAAGUUACAUAUGCAG
Messenger RNA from Rotaria sp. Silwood1, 2278 nucleotides. NCBI's taxonomy places the organism in Eukaryota, Metazoa, Rotifera, Eurotatoria, Philodinida, Philodinidae. The record is from the annotation of a GenBank genome assembly.